UACAGACCCUGUCAAAUAUGGGAAAUGACCACUGUUGGACAUUUGAGUCACAGCCUUGUCUGAACACAGUGAGUGGGAUGUUUACAUAUGAACCCCUUAUCGAACGCUGAGCUGGUGACCUUGUUCAGAUAAAUAUCCCCCCAGAGUCAAACUGCUCCUCAUUCUCCAAGAAGACAAGACCACAACUGGUGGCUAAAGCAACAUGGCUCCAUCACUUCUCGCAACGGCAGGAGGACUUCUGUUACUUUUCUCCUUCUCAUCAGCACAAAUAAGAGGAGACAGUCUCUCGUCAAUCUGCAACCCAAAUGACGGCUUUGGAAGAUAUUGUCCUACUACAUGUGGAGUGGCUGAUUACCUACUGAGGUAUACGCCAGGAGUUACCAGGGAUUUGGAGAAAUUGCAAAGAGACCUGGAAACAAUUGCUAAUUUGACCCAUGGGGCUGAAGAAAAAAUUGUCUACAUGAAAGACUCCACUGUUUCAGCUCAAAAGAGUUCCCCACAUGACUCAUACUUCAAAAAGUCAUCGAAUAUGCUGGAGGAUGUCCUUCGCUUUGAAAAGACCAUCAUUGCGCAGGAACAACAAAUGUUUGAACUUCAGAACGUAAUUGCAUCCAACGAGAGGAGAAUGGCAGAAUUGAAACAACUCUCCAUUCAGCUGCAGCAGAAAUGCAGUGAGCCUUGCCAAGACACAGUUGAGAUCCAACCCAUCACAGGAACAGACUGCCAGGAUGUUGCAAACAAAGGUGCUACCAGCAGCGGUCUUUACUUUGUGAAGCCAGCGAAAGCCACUGAGCAGUUCCUGGUCUACUGUGAGAUUGAUAGCUUUGGACGCGGCUUCACUGUGAUACAGAGGAGACGUGAUGGCAGUGUGGACUUCCACAAGGACUGGGUCCAGUACAAGGAGGGCUUUGGUUAUCUCUCCCCAGACGACACUACCGAGUUCUGGCUCGGCAACGAGAAGAUGCAUCUGCUGACUUCCAGUACGAACUUCCCAACUGUGCUGAGGAUAGAACUUGUUGACUGGGAGGGCAACAAGAGGUAUGCAGACUACACCAUGUUCAGAGUGGGGUCAGAGGCCGACAAUUACCGUCUCACCUAUGGUUACUACUUUGGCGGUGACGCAGGAGAUGCUUUCGAUGGCUUCGACUUUGGAGAUGACCCCAGCGACAAGUUCUACACAUCUCACAACGGCAUGCAGUUCAGUACCGUUGACAAGGACAAUGACAAGUAUGAUGGCAACUGUGCUCAGCAGGACGGCUCUGGCUGGUGGAUGAACAGGUGUCAUGCUGCGCAUUUGAACGGCAAAUACUACCAGGGUGGCAGGUACACAGAAAAGGAUGCAGGUGAAUACGGCUUCGACAACGGCAUCAUUUGGGUCACAUGGCACAACCGCUGGUACUCGCUGAAAGAGACCACCAUGAAGCUCAUUCCCCUCAGCCGCAUCGCAGCAGGUGGUGAACAGCAGGCCGGUGUGAAACAGUUUGCCGGACUUGGAGAUUCCUAAAAAGUAAACACAUGUGUUUGAAGUCUACUCUUAAUGUGUUCAGCACAACAACACUGACACCACCUUAGAUCAAAUAAAAUGCCUCCAUGGAAAAGUUCUGACUUCAUGAUGUGUUUUCAUGUGAUGCUUGCACGCCGUGGUGAUCUCACCCAGCUGGACACUGAUGUUCACAUUUUCUCCCUUCCUUCUUCAGUGUUGUUUUGAGCACUACAUAAAUGUAUUUUCUUUACCAGAUAUGGUUUGUCAUUUGGACUCAAUUGGCACCAGUUUGGAAGCACCUACCUUGUGAAGUCCAUAUUUCAAACAGCUGUUUUAUAAAACAAUAUGGAGAUGAGACUAAAAAAGAAAUAAUCGGGAAAGCUAACAGAGGAUACGUGUCUGAAUUAACUCUGCAAUACUUUCAAAUGUUUUGUCAUAAUACACCAUAAGUAUACGACUGUAUGUAAUGCGGUGCACAGCCCUCAAAUAAAUAUCAUCUUAAAUAUAAA
Molecule: messenger RNA, 1992 nt
Organism: Seriola aureovittata
Lineage: Eukaryota; Metazoa; Chordata; Actinopteri; Carangiformes; Carangidae
Gene: fgg
Product: fibrinogen gamma chain
Exons: 9
Coding region: 203-1504 (433 amino acids)
Biological process (GO): protein polymerization; blood coagulation; platelet activation
Cellular component (GO): fibrinogen complex
Molecular function (GO): signaling receptor binding
Source: RefSeq, a predicted model, not a curated record